GGCGCUUGGAAGGGGAAGUCGAUUCGGCUGCUGGUGGGAGGCGGAGGUGAACGGAGCCGGCGAGGCAGCGCGAACGCCGCGGGUGUGGGAUCAUGGUUAUGAAAGCCUCCGUAGAAGAUGAUGAUUUGGGAUGGGAGCCCAGCAUACCUGAGAAGAUGGAAAAGAGCAAUACAAGCUGGAUAGACAUUACCCAAGACUUUGAAGACUGCUGUAGAGAACUGAAGUUGGGGGAGCUGCUUCAUGACAAACUUUUUGGUCUUUUUGAAGCUAUGUCUGCUAUUGAAAUGAUGGAUCCAAAAAUGGAUGCUGGUAUGAUUGGAAACCAAGUUAAUCGAAAAGUUCUUAACUUUGAACAAGCUAUCAAGGAUGGUACAAUUAAAAUUAAAGACUUAUCCUUACCUGAGUUGAUAGGAAUAAUGGACACUUGCUUUUGCUGCUUGAUAACGUGGUUGGAAGGCCACUCUUUGGCUCAGACAGUAUUUACUUGCCUUUAUGUUCAUAAUCCAGACUUUAUUGAGGAUCCUGCCAUGAAGGCAUUUGCUCUGGGGAUUCUAAAAAUUUGUGAUAUUUCCAGAGAAAAAGUAAACAAAGCUGCGGUGUUUGAAGAGGAAGAUUUUCAGUCCAUGACAUAUGGCUUUAAGAUGGCAAACAGUGUGACAGAUCUUCGAGUUACAGGUAUGCUAAAGGAUGUUGAAGAUGAUAUGCAAAGGCGAGUUAAGAGCACAAGAAGCCGGCAAGGAGAAGAGAGAGACCCAGAAGUAGAGCUUGAACAUCAGCAGUGCUUUGCAGUAUUCAGCAGAGUGAAGUUUACCCGAGUGUUAUUGACUGUAUUAAUAGCCUUUACCAAAAAAGAGACCAGUGCAGUUGCAGAAGCUCAGAAACUGAUGACUCAAGCAGCUGACUUGCUUUCUGCUAUCCACAACUCAUUGCAUCAUGGUAUCCAGGCUCAGAAUGACACAACAAAAGGGGAUCAUCCUAUUAUGAUGGGGUUUGAGCCUCUUGUUAAUCAGAGAUUGCUUCCUCCAACUUUUCCUCGCUAUGCAAAAAUUAUUAAAAGGGAAGAAAUGGUCAACUAUUUUUCAAAGCUUAUAGACCGAAUAAAAACUGUAUGUGAAGUUGUCAAUUUAACUAAUUUGCAUUGCAUUCUGGAUUUUUUCUGUGAAUUUAGUGAACAAUCACCUUGUGUUCUUUCAAGAUCACUGUUACAGACCACUUUUCUCGUGGAUAACAAAAAGGUGUUCGGUACUCAUCUCAUGCAAGAUAUGGUAAAGGAUGCCCUGAGAUCUUUUGUUAGUCCUCCAGUCCUUUCACCUAAGUGUUGUCUGUAUAACAACCAUCAGGCUAAGGACUACAUUGACUCCUUUGUCACACAUUGUGUUCGACCGUUCUGUAGUUUGAUUCAGAUACAUGGACAUAAUAGAGCUCGUCAAAGAGAUAAACUUGGCCACAUUCUUGAAGAAUUUGCUACUCUGCAGGAUGAGGCAGAGAAAGUAGAUGCAGCACUUCACAGUAUGCUACUGAAACAAGAACCCCAAAGGCAACAUUUGGCUUGUUUAGGCACCUGGGUCCUUUAUCAUAACCUUCGCAUCAUGAUACAGUAUCUUCUGAGUGGGUUUGAACUGGAGCUGUAUAGCAUGCAUGAGUAUUACUACAUAUAUUGGUAUCUCUCUGAGUUUCUCUAUGCCUGGUUGAUGUCAACAUUGAGUCGUGCCGAUAGCUCUCAGAUGGCUGAGGAAAGAAUUGUGGAAGAGCAGCAGAAAGGCCGGAGUAAUAAAAAAACAAAGAAAAAGAAAAAAGUCCGUCCUCUGAGCAGAGAGAUCACCAUGAGCCAAGCUUAUCAAAACAUGUGUGCUGGAAUGUAUAAGACUAUGAUUGCUUUUGACAUGGACGGCAAAGUGAGAAAACCAAAGUUUGAACUUGACAGUGAACAAGUACGGUAUGAGCACAGGUUUGCGCCAUUCAACAGUGUCAUCACACCACCACCAGUACACUAUUUACAAUUCAAGGAAAUGUCUGAUCUAAACAAAUACAGCCCACCUCCUCAGUCCUCUGAUCUUUACAUGGCAGCUAGCAAGCACUUCCAGCAAGCUAAAAUGAUACUGGAGAAUAUCCCCAAUCCAGAUUAUGAGGUCAAUCGAAUUCUUAAAGUUGCUAAACCCAAUAUUGUGGUGAUGAAGUUGCUGGCAGGAGGUCAUAAAAAGGAGUCUAAAGUUCCUCCAGAAUUUGACUUCUCCCCUCACAGAUACUUCCCAGUAGUGAAGCUUGUUUGAAAGGAGAGUAAAUGUUCUGUAACUUGUGCAACCCAGAGCUUCCUCUGGUAUGCUUUUUUAUAUACUGUGCUCAAAAAGGACGUGGUGCUUUUGGACAAAAGUACGGUUGUGUCUUGAAUUACUGUACUCUGAGUUCUUUACAUGGUCUGAAUGACCACCAGUUUUAAAGUGUCUUGUACAAAGUUCUUCUGCUUGAAAUUGUUUUAUCAACUACAUUGUUGAAGCAUUGUGCAUUGAUUUUAUUACAGACUUAUCUAUAAAUAA
This is a messenger RNA of Eublepharis macularius, 2534 nucleotides long. It is a transcript of the gene NAA35, whose product is annotated as N-alpha-acetyltransferase 35, NatC auxiliary subunit. The coding region runs from base 93 to 2270 and encodes 725 amino acids. Gene Ontology annotation, cellular component: NatC complex. NCBI's taxonomy places the organism in Eukaryota, Metazoa, Chordata, Lepidosauria, Squamata, Eublepharidae. The record is from RefSeq and is a predicted model, not a curated record. The transcript has 23 exons. Gene Ontology annotation, biological process: N-terminal peptidyl-methionine acetylation.